Babjeviella inositovora NRRL Y-12698 is the source of this 2940-nucleotide messenger RNA. RefSeq names its product histone-binding protein (gene SET3). The transcript has a single exon. Gene Ontology annotation, molecular function: protein binding. Bases 89 to 2839 code for a protein of 916 amino acids. The record is from RefSeq and is a predicted model, not a curated record. Lineage: Eukaryota; Fungi; Ascomycota; Pichiomycetes; Serinales.
CGUCACAGGUUUCACUUUCUACUCUUACACGCUUCAUAUCUUUAAUAACGACGCUCCACAAAUACAACUCAAGACCACUAAAGCAUCCAUGUCCACAGAUAAGUCCGACAUUGAACGAUCGCUCCUUGAGGAUGCCUCCACACUCUUGAUGUUCGCCACCACCGUUGCCCAGCACGAACUUAUAGAGGAAAAGGCAGUAUCACCGCCUUUGCAGCGCCCGGUGUCCAAUGGUGGAAGCGGAACGGCACUGGGAGUUCAGCCCAUGACCAACUAUUCCAGUGUAAGAUCGGUGCACAAACGAACACACUCAGUGCCGCUAAUGACGUCGCCAGGCCCCGCGGCCGCGAUUUUGUCCACCAAUAACCGAGAGAACAGUAGAGACGAAAAAGCAGCGAUUGCUGCUGCCGCGUUACAGGCUGCCGCCGGGGUUCCCUUCCCGCCCAGACACCACGAUGCCCCCAGGGUCAACCCGUCUGCGUACAUUUCACAUAACCCAUAUUCCGGGCGGACCCAGAGCACGCCGUUGCAGGCCACUUUGAAUGAUGGCAGCAUCGCAAAGGCUGUGGAGUUGCGGCAGGAGUUAAGGCAACGGCUGCACGGCCUGAUUGUUGAGACGGCGGUCAGCAGCGGCAGCAGCUCUCCUAGCGAUAGUACCAAGAGGAGUGACUCCAAAGAGAAAGUCGCCAGUGCUGUGAGAGCUGCACCGGUGCUAACUAAUGUUUCAGGUAGCUCGAGCUACGGACAGACUUAUGUUGCCGAGAAAAGCUCUGCUCCACAGAAUCUCACUCCGAAUGUCUCUGGUUCUAUUCCCGGAUCUGUCUACGGACUGUCUGGGCCCUCCAUUCCCGACGGUUUCCCUCGGAAAUCUGCAAGUGAAUUUGCCCAUACGAAAGUCAGUGACCAUACAAGUAUUCCUGUUCAGGCAAUUACUGUUCAAAAUAUUGCCCCGAAUCCAAGUGUGGCUUUACAAACCACUCUGGAAGCCACCUCUCAUGACAGUGUUCUGCAGGCUGCCAUACAACAAAACGUUCAGAAGUUAACCUCUCAAAUUACGUCACAAGACGCCCCCCAGGGCAUUCCUUUAGAUAUUCCGCAAAGCGCAGCACCUAACUCUCACACUCAGCAACAUACUUCGCAAAACGCUCCACGAGGUGCUCCGCGCGUUGAUAUCACUGCGUACCGUGUGGACCCGGAUGCCGGUACCAUUUCCUGCCUCUGCGGCUUUUCCCACGACGAUGGCUUCACCAUCCAGUGCGACUCGUGCAACCGAUGGCAGCACGCCAUCUGCAUGGGUAUCGCCACGAUUGAAGACGCACCCGACGACUAUCUUUGCUACGUGUGCGACACAACCCAGUACCUAAACCUCGACCGUGAACGCGCGAUCGAGUUCCAACAGGAGUUUCUCAACCCCCGCACGAAGCGCAAGAAGAGUGUUAGCGUGUCUGAGGAUGACGAGGAAACGAAGCGACGCAAGGUCAAGGAAGAAAGUGUCGCCCCCGAGGUAAAACCGGAGGCCAAAAAGUUGUACCGGCCGGCCGACGACGAGACGGGGGACGAAUCUAUCCAGGACUUGACCGCCGACGAGUACCACCAAGCAGUGUACUACGAGUUGAAGCUGGAUAACGAGUUCAAGAACCGCGAGAUCAAGCAGUACGUGGUGGCACAGUUGCCACGCCUCCUUGUGGACGAAUCUCAGGCCGGCUUUUUCUCUGCGCGCGAGUGGGAAAACGUCGACACCCCGCGGUUGACGGUGAAGCCGUACGCGGAGCAUCUGAAACAAAAGUUCAGUGGAAUCUCCAAGCUAGGGCUCUUUACCCAUGGAUCCGUCCAGAAAGACCAUUUUGUCAUGGAGUGUCUUGGCGAGCUCGACUUUAAAGAGAACUACGUGCUCAAUUCCAUUAAUCAGUACCGUGUCUGGGGUACCCCCAAGCCCAAGGUUAUCUUCCAUCCGGCCUUGCCCGUCCUCAUAGACACCCGUUUUGCCGGAAACACUUCCCGCUUCAUCCGCCGCUCGUGCCAGCCGUCGUGCAAACUCGGCACCUUGGCUAUUGGGCCCGAGAGGGACGUCAAGUUCGGCAUCUUUACAACCAAGUACUUAAAGUCCGACCUGGAAAUCACCUUGCCCUGGGAAUGGGACAGCCAGCAUCCGUUUGCACAGCCAGAAAACACGCAAUUGGAGGGCUUGAGCGAGCCGGAAAGGGUGGCGCUCAUUCGCAGCGUAGAGAACGUUAUGUCGCUCAGUGAGUGUGCCUGUGGCAGUUCUAAUGACUGUUUGUUGUACAAGGUGAAGAAGAUGGCCUCUAACUUGGCCCGGAACAACAGCAGGGGUAGCAAGGUCAAGUCGCGCUAUGAGGAGUUGAUGCACAAGCCAGAGAACAGGCAACAGCACUAUAUACCGCUUGAGCAACACCGUAUUGCCCGAUUGAAGCUUAUCGUGGCUGCCAAUGCGGUGGAUAAGGCUCCGGUGGAAAGGCCGGAAGACGAGACCCCCGAUCUCCCCGACAACGCCGCCAUGCCCGCCCCCGAGCUUGACCUCGUGCCACUCGAGACUCCCGCCCCAGAGCCUAUCUUGGGCAUCAAGAACAUGCCCUACAAGUACCAGCUCAUGAGCAAGGCACACAUGCGGCCGUUUGCGGCCGUCGCCGCCGUGGCCACCAUUGAGGAGGAGGACUACCUUCCUGUCCCAGUGGCGAUCAUCAACAACGAAGCUCCUGCACUUGCGAUCGAGGUCAAGGCCGCCGGCACCCCCGAUCGGGGGGCGGCCGAAUUGGAUGCCGUGUUGCCGAAGCCUGUCAAGAAGUUGAGUUUCGCUGACUACAAGAAGAAAAAGGUUGUGUAGGUGAGUAUUUAGAUCGACCACGGUGUCUGAAAGUGUUACGCCUUUAUGAGAAUUUGUAUCCGGUAUCUCGAAUAUCAUAGGUAUCUAUAAUUGAUAUGGGC